AUGGACCACAAGAAGCCGGAGGUGGACCCCAACGCAGUGGAGAAGGACAUCGCACUAGAGAAUGUUCGCGAUAUUGGCGCUAAUCUAUAUGCGGAGGCUGAGCAGCUCUCUGCCGAUGAAGUGGAGCAAGAGGGCGCAAGAGUUCUUCGGAUUCUGGACUGGAGACUCAUGCCAAUGCUCUAUGUCACCUAUGUGAUCCAGUUUCUCGACAAAUUAUCCUUAAACUAUGCCUCGGCAUACACCUUGAUCCCGGAUCUCGGGCUGGAGGGCCAACGAUACUCCUGGGUAGCCGCCAUUUUCAACUUUGGGUAUCUAUUCUGGGCCAUUCCAGCAAAUCUUCUGAUUCAAAAACUCCCGAUUGCCAAGUACAUGGGAGGGAUGCUUCUCAUCUGGAGCGUCAUCGUCAUUGCCCAUAUUGGAGCCCGUAACUAUGCCGGCAUUCUGGUUCUGAGAUUCCUUCUGGGGAUGGCAGAAGCAGGUGUUAGCCCAUGCAUGAUGGUUCUGACCUCCAUGUUCUACAAACGCUCCGAGCAGCCCCUGCGCAUGGCCAUUUGGCUGAGCGCGAAUGGGAUGGCAACUAUGGUGGGAGCUCUUCUUGGUUUCGGCCUUGGCCAUGCGCAGACCACGACGCUACACAGUUGGAAGCUUAUCUUCCUGACGAUCGGACUCCUCAACUUUGUCUGCGGCUGUAUAUUCCUCCUCGUGGUGCCCGACUCGCCCGGCGCCGCGACAUUCCUCACUCAUCGCCAGCGCGUCAUUGCGGUCCGUCGGGUGGCAGAGAACAUGAUCGGCGUGAAAACCAAACAGAUCAAGAUGGGCCAAGCACUAGAGAGCUUCUACGACAUCAAAGUUCUGUGCUGCGCAGGGAUUGGCAUUGCCUGUGGCGUUAUCAACGGCGGCGUCUCCAACUUUGCAUCCGCACUGAUCAAAGGCUUUGGAUUCAGCGGGAUAUACGCCACCCUCUUACAAUUACCCACGGGAGCCUUUGAGGCCGUGAUUGUUCCCAUCUGCGGUCUUGUGGCGACUUAUGUUCCCAACUCUCGGUGUAUCGUUCUCGCCGUUGUCAGCCUCAUACCCUUUGCGGGACUUCUCGGUAUUCGGUUCACCAGCCUUGAUCACCGUUGGACGCUGGUUGGGUGUACCUGGCUGCAGUACAUUAUCGGAGCGCCGGUCAUUGUCUCUUGGAACCUACUGUCUACCAACGUUGCCGGGCAUACCAAGCGAGCGUUCGCCAAUGGGCUUUGGUUUACUCUGUAUGCCGCUGGCAAUGUCGCUGGCGCGAACAUCUUUUUCUCCCGGGAAGCCCCCAGAUACUCCUCUGCUAUUUUGGGGCUCUUGGUGUGCUAUGCUGGGAUCAUAUUUCUGUCGAUCAUAGCCUACAUUGCCAUGAGAUGGGAGAACGCUCGAAGGGAUGCGGCGACUGGGCCUAUCGAGCAUUUCGAAGGAGAUGCUUCCGCUCAAGCCGUACUCGAUGGAUUCAAGGAUAUGACAGACAUGGAGUCUAAGCAUUUUCGCUAUGCACUGUAG
This is a messenger RNA of Penicillium chermesinum, 1527 nucleotides long. RefSeq names its product putative MFS allantoate transporter. The record is from RefSeq and is a predicted model, not a curated record. NCBI's taxonomy places the organism in Eukaryota, Fungi, Ascomycota, Eurotiomycetes, Eurotiales, Aspergillaceae. Gene Ontology annotation, biological process: transmembrane transport. The transcript is spliced from 4 exons. Gene Ontology annotation, cellular component: membrane. The coding region runs from base 1 to 1527 and encodes 508 amino acids. Gene Ontology annotation, molecular function: transmembrane transporter activity.